This is a messenger RNA of Drosophila guanche, 360 nucleotides long. RefSeq names its product splicing factor 3B subunit 5 (gene Sf3b5). Gene Ontology annotation, cellular component: precatalytic spliceosome; U2 snRNP. Lineage: Eukaryota; Metazoa; Arthropoda; Insecta; Diptera; Drosophilidae. Gene Ontology annotation, biological process: mRNA splicing, via spliceosome. The transcript has a single exon. The record is from RefSeq and is a predicted model, not a curated record. Bases 55 to 312 code for a protein of 85 amino acids.
AAACACACACACACAAUUCUGCUAUUUUGGAAAAUAUAAAAAAAAAGUGGGAAAAUGGGCGAACGCUACAAUAUACACAGCCAGUUGGAGCAUCUCCAGAGCAAGUACAUCGGCACUGGACACGCAGAUACGACCAAGUUCGAGUGGCUGACCAACCAGCACCGCGACUCACUGGCCAGCUACAUGGGACACUACGAUAUCCUCAACUAUUUUGCCAUUGCGGAGAACGAGUCGAAGGCCCGGGUGCGGUUUAAUCUGAUGGAGCGCAUGCUGCAGCCUUGUGGACCCCCUCCCGAGAAGCUAGACGACUAGGAAAAUGCAUUUAUAUUAUAAUUAUGAAAAUAAAUAAGGUUAAAGCAA